GGCAGUUGGAUGGGAAUAAAACUGAAACUGUGACCUCGGAAGAUGAAGAUCUUGUUGCCAUGGGAACUUUUAAUCCUGCUGUCACUCAAGUGCCACCUCGCAGGGGAGGAAGAGAGGAUAAUCCGCCAUGGCCCUGUGUUCACCCAAGAGCCCAGCGACGGCGUUUUCCCACUAAGUGGCGAUGACAGCAAGAUAUUCAUCAACUGUAAAGCCAAGGGGAACCCGAAGCCACAUUAUAGGUGGAAAUUCAAUGGAAGAGAUCUUGAUAUUGACACGGAUUCGAACUACAGCCUGGUCGAAGGCAGCCUUUUGAUCAAUAACCCACAGGCAUUGAAACACGGUGGCACUUACCAGUGCAAUGCCACUAAUGCCUUUGGAACCAUCCUCAGCCGUGAGGCCAAAGUGGAGUUUGCUUAUCUGCAGAAUUUCAGCAGCAAGGCCAGAAGCCCAGUCUCGGUGAGGGAAGGGCAGGCUGUGGUGCUGCUGUGCGGGCCGCCCCCCCAUUCUGGAGAAAUCAGAUAUUCGUGGACCUACAAUGGACGUCCUAGCAUACUUGUCCAGGACAAUCGGCGCUUCGUGUCUCAGAGAACAGGGAACCUAUACAUUGCUAAGGUGGAGGCAUCUGACGUGGGAAACUACACCUGCGUGGUGAAGAACGUGAUGAGCAAUGCCACGGUGUACAGUUCACCAACGCCAGUGGUGCUCCGGCGGGACGCUGUGAUGGGGGAGUAUGAGCCAAAGAUCGAAGUCCAGUUUGAAGAGAUACUCCAUGUCACCAAAGGAUCAUCAGUUAGGCUGGAGUGCUUCGCUUUAGGAAAUCCAGUGCCUACCAUCUCUUGGAGAAGAGCAGAUGGAAGCCCCUUUCCUGGAAAGAUAAAAAUCAAUCACUCCAAUGGAGUCUUGGAGAUCCCUUAUUUCCGGCCAGAGGAUGCCGGCUUUUAUGAAUGUCUGGCAGAGAAUUCCAGAGGACGUAGUGUUGCAAAAGGACACCUCAUAUUUAAAGAUGUGGAGCACCUCCAUUGGGCUCAGACGCUGCGGGAUGCAUAUAUGGCUAUGGAGGCUGAUCUCCACUGGGAGUGCAGGACCAGCAGUAAAUCACAGCCUGUGUACAUAUGGCUUAAGAAUGGGCAGGCCUUGGUCUCAAAGGAUAGAAUCCAUGUUGACGGUAGCAAGUUAACGGUGUCCAGAGUCAACCUGGAGGAUUCCGGAAUGUAUCAGUGUUUGGCCAAAAAUGAGUAUGGAGUCAUUUAUGCCAGUGCCGAGCUCAAAGUCGUUGCCUCUCCCCCAGACUUCUCCAAGGGCCCACUGAAGAAGUCCACGCUGGUGCAGAGAGGUGGUGAGGUGGUGAUCGAGUGCCGGCCGCAUGCCUCACCCCGGGCCACUUUCUCCUGGAGGAAGGGUGGUGAGCUCCUGAAGGAUGGCGAGAGACGGACCAUCUUAGACGACGGCACCCUCCGGAUCACCAAUGUGAGCGAGCAGGAUGCUGGCAGGUAUACAUGCGUGGCCCGCAACCCUUUUGGGACAGCCAGCAGCACGGGAUCCCUGGUGGUCAAAGAGCCAACUAAGAUUACAGUUCCUCCUCUGAGCAUGGAUGCCACAGUGGGAGAAAGUAUCGUCCUGCCAUGUGAGGUGUCCAGAGACUCCACGGUGAAGCCUGCUUUCAAAUGGUUCUUUAACGGGAAGCUCAUUGAUUUUAGCCGACAUGAUCACUUCGAGAUGAUUGGUGGGGGAUCAUCCGGAGACCUCAUGGUUCGCAAUGUUCAGCUGAAGCACUCUGGGAAGUAUGUGUGUAUGGUGCACACGGCAGUGGACAGUGUGUCGGCGGCAGCCGACCUCCUCGUCAGAGGGCCCCCUGGUGCCCCAGAGGGGGUGCUGGUGGGGGAAGUCACGGACAGGACCGCUCAGCUCUCCUGGGGCCCUGGCUCUGACAACCACAGUCCCAUUACCCUCUACAUAGUGCAGGCACGCACUGCCUUCUCCAUCGGCUGGCAGGCCAUCAGAACAGUUCCUGAUUCUGUGCCUGGACAGAUGACAAGCGCCACAGUAGUGGGCCUCAACCCCUGGGUGGAGUACGAGUUUAGAGUGGCAGCUGUCAACGGUGUUGGGGCGGGGCAGCCCAGUUCCGCAUCUGUGCCGAUUCGCACACGGCCAGCAGCUCCCGAGGUCUCUCCGGCCAGUGUGAGAGGAGGGGACGGUGACCGUGGUGAACUGGUCAUCCAGUGGGAGCCUGUACCUGAAGAACUACAGAAUGGGGAUGGGUUCGGAUACGUGGUCGCCUUUCGGCUCCUGGGCUCGGCGUCGUGGACGCAAAGCGCGGUACCCUCCGUGGACACGUCUCGAUAUGUGUUCAAGAACGACAGCAUCCCGGCGCUCUCACGCUUUGAGGUGAAGGUGGGAGUCUACAACACCAUGGGAGAAGGACCCUAUAGCCCCGUGGCAAUAAUCUACUCAGCAGAGGAAGAGCCAUCAGUAGCUCCAUCCAAAGUGUGGGCACGCAGCCUGUCUGCCUCUGAGGUGCAGGUCUUCUGGGACCCCAUCCCCAUAACCCACAGCAAAGCCAGGAUCAGGGGCUAUGAGGUGCUGUGCUGGGAGGAGGGCUCACAAGAAGACGAGCCGAGGAAGGAAAGGGUGGCGGGCAGCCCUGCCCUCAUCACAGGCCUCAAGGGAAGCAUGCUGUACUCUGUCUCGGUCCGGGCCCACAACAGCGGUGGGGUCGGACCUGCCACUGCCCCUGUUGGCAUCACCACCAAGAAGCCACCUCCAAGCCAGCCUCCAGGCAAUAUAGAAUGGAACCUGACAAACUCAAAGAUCUUCUUGAAUUGGGAGCAUGUAAAGGCAAUGGACAAUGAAUCGGAAGUAACAGGCUACAAGGUGGUAUAUCGCCAGAACUGGCGCAGAAGGACCAAUGUGGUUGAGACCAACAGGACAUCAGUGGAGCUACAGGUUCCUUCAGGGGAAGACCUGCUCAUCCAGAUCAAAGCCUCAAGUGACGGGGGAGAUGGAAGCUACAGCAACCCCAUUCACAUACCAAAGAUGUCCAGCCUGAAUUCCAGGGGCUACUUCAGUUCAGAUGCAAGCAAGAUGGCCUGUGCCCAUGAAGUAAUGUUCCUUAUGCUAACAUGGCUUCUCCUGUAGGGCAUCUGCCCUUUAAUUAGCAAACUGUAAAUUAUAAAUAAAUAAAUAAAACUAAUAAAAUAUAUACAUACAAAAUUAUGAGGAUCGAAAACUGAAGUUUAAGAGGUAUAUGCUGGAUAAUGUAACUAAUUUAUUUAUGUGUAGUAAGCUCAAGAAUGUUGACAGACAUGUAUUGCCUUACAUUUCAUGUUUUUUUUUCAUCGAAUGAAGUUGUCAGUGCUUUUUCUAUUUCAAUUUUAUGCAAAAAAGGGCAGGCUUUUUUAUGUUGUUUGGCGUAGGUUUCAAUUUACAGUUUCAAAAGUGUCAAGUUUUGAGAAACUUGAAAAUCCUUUGUACUUUGUGCAAUGCAUUUCCUCCUAAAAGCUGCAUUUAAAAACGAAUGGUGAAUUCUGGGGUAGAAUUCCCUUGGCUCUUCAUUAGAGUUCUGCUGUUUGCCUCAUACCCUCGAUUCUAUUGGUAUAGAUGUGUAUUACUGUCUGAAAGCGUGAGGUUUACACACUGUCAAUCAGCUCAUGUGCUGCUACAUAUGAGCAGAGAAUAACCACUUCACAUUUGUAAUCAGUAAUUUCGCAGGUGAGAAAAGUGUUUGGUUUUUGUAGCAUAAUAUAACCAAGAGUCCUGCUUCCAACACUGGAGACAGCUCACACAGAUAAUGGUCUAAAAUACCUCAUGUGUUUGCAUCCAUGUUUGACAGAAAUCUGUUAUAUCUGCUUGAAGUCUAGGUAGAAUUGUUAUACAUUUAUUUAUUGUUUGGAUUAAAUUGGAGAAGUCCUGUUUAAAGCUAAACAUCUGAAAUAGGAAUUAGUAUGUCACUUUGAUUGAACAUUUGACAAAAUGCAAAAAACAAACACUUUAAAACUUUAAAAUAUCUGCAUUUUUAAGGUAUGUUUUCAACAGUUUAAUACCUGUAGCUUUUACCAGCAAGCCUGAAUAUGAAAUAAUUCAUUAUUUUUGGCUGUUGAAGAAAGAAUUGUGAAACAUAAUAGUCACAGUCACAUUCAGGUUUUAUUUUUCAUUCAAAUACCCUAUAUUUUAUCUGUUGGAAAUUGUUGGCUUUCAGUAGCUUUUUCAUGUUUUUUUAUUUAAUAUGUACCUUGCAUUUUAUAAGUGUUGGAAAUUGUCAUAAUUCAAUUGGUUCUCCUGUUGUCCUUAUUUAUUUCUUACUGCUAUUAUCCUGGUUUGACUAGCAGUUUAAUACUUUUGUAUUAAUAUCUUACCUGUCUCUGUGAGAUGUACACAGGAACUUAAUAAAAUUUCACAUUGAAAUUCUAA
Messenger RNA from Electrophorus electricus (electric eel), 4407 nucleotides. The record is from RefSeq and is a predicted model, not a curated record. Lineage: Eukaryota; Metazoa; Chordata; Actinopteri; Gymnotiformes; Gymnotidae.